AUGGAAAGGUGGGAAAAGCUUCACCACCGAGGAGGCGGGGGCGCAGGAACCGCCGCCGUCGGCAAGUACCACCGCUCCUUCUCCUCCAGCCUCCUCGACGCCGUCUACCGCUCCAUCGACGACGACGACACCUCUGGAGGAAGAGGACCACCAGUCGCCGCCUCCGCCGCCGCCGCUCCAAGGCGGCGAGAGCUCCACCGAGCGGCGGCGGCGGCGCCGCCCUCCGCCGCCGUCUGUGACCACCACCUGUGCCGCUGCAGGAACUAUAGGGAGGAGCGGUUCUUCCCAAAGUCGGCUCCGCCGCCGCCCUCCUCCGCCGUCUGGGACCACCACCUGUGCCGCUGCAGGAACCAUAGGGAGGAGCGGUUCUUCCCAAAGUCGGCUCCGCCGCCGCCCUCCUCCGCCGUCUGGGACCACCACCUGUGCCGCUGCAGGAACCAUAGGGAGGAGCGGUUCUUCCCAAAGUCGGCUCCGCCGCAGCCCUCCUCCGUUGUCUGGGACCACCACCUGUGCCGCUGCAGGAAUCAUAGGGAGGAGCGGUUCUUCCCAAAGUCGGCUCCGCCGCCGCCCUCCUCCGUCGACCGGGACCACCACCUGUGCCCCUUCAGGAACCAUAGGGAGGAGCGGUUCUUCCCCAAGUCGGUGCCGCCGCCGCCCUCAUCCGCCGUGUGGAACCACCACUUCCACCGCUGCAGGAACCAGACGGAAGAGCGGUCCUUUCCCAAGUCGGCGCCGCCGCCCCUUCCCUCCGCUGCCGCUCCACCAGCGACAUCGCCAGAAAGGAGGAGGAGGGAAAGCUCGAUCAGGGAGAUUUUCCGGUCGUCGAAGGUGUACAGCGAGCUGAGGAAGGCGAAGAUCCCGAUUUCCCCCGGCGGUCGGCUCACCAGCUUGCUCCACGGCCUGUUCUCCGCCGCGGGGACCACCAGGAAGUCAAAGCCCACCGGAGCAGCGGCGGUGGUGCCGCCGCCGCCGCCUGCCUGCAUGGUUCCCACUCGGCGGGGUGAAGAAAGGAAGCUCGCCGUGGAGAGGGCGGCGGCGGCCGUGGAGGGGUUUCAGGAGAGGAAGAGGGCGGAGGAGGGGGAGAAGGACGAAGAUGGAGAUGACGACGGCGGCAGCUGCUCGAGCUCCGAUCUCUUCGAGCUGGAGAAUCUGUCUGCCAUCUCCGCCCCGGCCACCGGCGGGGAGAAAAGGUUCAUGGACGGGCUCCCGGUGUUCGAGACGACCCGCCUGGACCCCCGUCGCCGUCCGCCACGCUGUUCCUAA
Molecule: messenger RNA, 1263 nt
Organism: Spirodela intermedia
Lineage: Eukaryota; Viridiplantae; Streptophyta; Magnoliopsida; Alismatales; Araceae
Source: the annotation of a GenBank genome assembly